Molecule: messenger RNA, 1359 nt
Organism: Penicillium oxalicum
Lineage: Eukaryota; Fungi; Ascomycota; Eurotiomycetes; Eurotiales; Aspergillaceae
Exons: 2
Coding region: 1-1359 (452 amino acids)
Biological process (GO): DNA replication
Cellular component (GO): nuclear origin of replication recognition complex
Molecular function (GO): DNA binding
Source: RefSeq, a predicted model, not a curated record
AUGAAUAACCGUCCAGUUGAGCAGGCUUUGGCAACGCUCGUCCCUACGCAUGCAGGAGAUCUGCCACAGGAGCUUCUCAGCCUAGCCACUAGUCUUGUCGCCCAAUCUCGCUCAUUCUCCGCCAGCUUGAAGCCCGAAGAAGAGAUCGCGCGGCCCUAUGCCUGCGCGGAGAUCGCCUGUCGGAGAUUAACGCGCGCAUUGAAGCUCCCUCCGCUCCUUGGUCACCCUCCCUGUCCGCCCCGACUCUACAAGAAGCUUUACACUUUCCUUGAUAAGAGUCUGUCAGCCAGCUCAGUCGGAGUCAAACGAUCUGGAAGCACCUCGGUCCCUGGAACGCCCUCAAGAGCGGGAUCAACACAGACAACUCCAUCGAAAACGAGAAAUACGCCUUCAAAAUUCGCACCUACCCCUCGGGGCCUUCAGAACUCACCAUCCAAGACAUCCCCACUGAAGAGAAGCUUGAGCGUUGCCGACAAGCUUGAAUCACCCACUAAAUCUGCACGAAGGGUGGCUCCAGAACGUCCGAAGGGCCUCUCGGGCUCAACAGUCAUUCCAGAUGCCCCGGCGUGGGUCAUGACUGCGAUCCGCACAGUGUGCAAAACACUGUCUACACCUGCACCUCGCACGACUAGUCUGUCACGGCCGCCUAUAUCACGAACGCUGCCACCCCACAUCUUUGCCGGUGUUUCGUCUAUCUUGUAUAUCACGGCAAGCAUGUCCAAUGAUGAAGCAGGAAUGGAUGAAGAAAUACUUGAUUUCUUGGAACCAAUCGUAUCCAUCGGCGGAAAUGAAGACGAUUUCAAGGAGCUUGUCUACGCGAUGAUUGUCGCCGUUUAUUUUAUCGUGCUGGCCCGUCGACGCAGUCCCGCCUCCGAUGACGCGUCUCACUCCGAGAGUCAAAAGUUGGACAAGAAGACCUUCACAGAAAUGCGCCAGACGGCAUUGACCAGUCUCGGUCUCCCCAAUGCAAAGCAGCAUCGGGAUGAUGUAGACCAAUGGAUCGCUUUAAUCAUGGAACAAGGCUGGGCUUCUGGAAAAGAGUGGUUUGAGAAUGUUCCGCUCGCUGGUGAGCUACAUGGCGAGGACGAAGACGGUACCUCAUACCGCCGUCUUGAUGAGGAGGAUGCUGCAUUCAGAGGUGUCAAAUUACCCAAGCGUGACGAUGGCAGCGCCGGUGUCCGGAAAGGGGACUCAGGCAACCCUUCCCAUGGCGGGCUCUUGCCCGGUUUGGGAACAAUGAUGCAGGAUCGGGUUGAUUAUUUGAGUGAGGAUCGCCGAGAAGAUUUUCUAGAGUGGAAGGCGGAUAUUUUGUCCCGAAUUGAGGGUGCAACUCCACGGGCUGGGCGCAUCACUGCCUGA